This is a messenger RNA of Haliotis rufescens (red abalone), 1344 nucleotides long. RefSeq names its product dynein light chain Tctex-type protein 2B-like. Bases 411 to 941 code for a protein of 176 amino acids. NCBI's taxonomy places the organism in Eukaryota, Metazoa, Mollusca, Gastropoda, Lepetellida, Haliotidae. The record is from RefSeq and is a predicted model, not a curated record. The transcript has a single exon. Gene Ontology annotation, biological process: microtubule-based movement. Gene Ontology annotation, cellular component: cytoplasm; cytoplasmic dynein complex. Gene Ontology annotation, molecular function: dynein intermediate chain binding.
GUCGAGGGCAAAUCUAUCAUUGUCGAGAGCGAGUGAAAGCAGUCUGAAGAUCGCGGAGGAUAGUCAAAGUUGGGUGUCAGUCGUCUCAACCGUUUAACGGGGAUUGGACCCUUAAAGGUGCUGUGUCUUUGAAUUUUCAAUCUAGAUGAACUUUGACAGCGGUUUUAUAACUAACGAUAUUUAAUGGGACAAAAGUGGCCAGUUUAGACAGAUUGGUAUUAAAUUUAAAGUGGUUUACACAAUUUAAAGUCGGUUGUCAUUACGAUCCUUCGUGACGUGUUUUCCGGCAACUGAAAGUUUUCCAGAUAGUUUCCAGGACACACUUCAUCACACUCAAAGACAACCGUUUACCCAGCAAAGGACUGAACCUAAUCUUCUGCGACGUCUCUUAGCAAGGUAACCACUCCGCCAUGGACACUGGAAGUAGAAGACCGGACAGGCGCAGAACGUGGUCCGACAGGAUGAGUGACAGAAGCAGCAGGUCCGACACCAGCAAUAGGACCCGUUACUCCAGGCUCAAGACCCGGCUCCGGGCCAUGGUGUACUCGCGAACCUUCGGCGGCCCGAUUGAGGAGAAGGUCGGCUAUGAGAAUACCUACAAGAUGGAACCGGAAGAGGAAGGAAAAUUCUCCACCCGGAAGUGCCAACAGAUCAUAUACGGCAUCCUGGAAUCCUACCUUUCCGGGAAGGACUACAACAGUAAAAGCUUCCCCCAUCUCACGAAGACGCUGGCCGACCUGAUCAAGGAGAGGGUGAAGACCUCCGGAUUGUCCCGAUACAAGAUCGUGUCCUAUGUUACAGUGGUAGAAAAGCGCGAACAAGGUCUCAACCACGCCAGCAGGUGUUUGUGGGAUCCCAGCAAGGACAACUUUGCCUCGGCUAUGUUCGAGACGCCCACCUUCUCUGUUGUAGGGAACGUGUUUGCUACGUAUUAUGAGUGAAAGUCCUGAUGUGUUCAGUUUAACAAUCUUCAGGAAGAUGUUCUGUCUUCAUUCCAUCGCGGUUGAUUCAGGUAAAGACACAUUGCAUUAAUGCCUGUGAUAUUGAGUGUGUCAUAUAACGCAAACACUCCUUAAUAAUGCACUCUGGCGGUGACAAUAUUUACCAGAAGAGAGCGUGUUGGUCGGAUUAUGUAGAAGGUACAAGGUGUUUAAUGUGACCGUUCCCUUACAUCCUUUUCAUCGUGCCCCGAAGCGAUAUUAGCGCCAUUAUUAUUCAUCGCUGACUUUGAAGCUGAACAUUUUAUCUUCUAUGGGGAGAGUUGCUGGAAAAAAUAAUUAGUCCUCAACAGAAAUCGUUCGGCGGACAUGUUGGAUGUUCUGAAAUAUAAUAUUCUGAGAGUCA